UUCCCUUUUUUAAAAAGUAUUUCUAAACAAAAUGGCGUCGUUUCCAGCGUGAGUGUAGAGAAUUUGUAAUUCGUUCGUGUGUAAAUUACAAAUUUGCGUUUCUCAUAUUUUAAAACUUACUACUGUAUUGUUACUGAACUUUGUGAUUAGUGGUUAAUUUAACGUUACAUUCUUUGCCACAUACGAUUCACUAGUGAAGCUGUAUCAUGAGUAAUUACGAGGAUGAUCAAAGCGAGGAUGGAGAAUUAGCGCGUAGCCCUGUUCAAGAUGAAAUGGAUUUUAGUUUGUCUGAUGAAGAUCGGGACAAUGCUGAUUCCCUCAUAAUCAAGCCCCCUCAAGCUGUGAUCCGUUCAUCACACAGGGAUAAGAGAGGUCAUAAACGAACGAUGAAGGAUCGAUACAAAGACAAUGUCAGGAAAGAAAAGAAACAUCUUUACAGGGAACGGGAUAAGUCUGACAAAUCAAAACGAGAAAUUAAUAAGAAUCCUGAUAGGGAGGAGAUGGCCAAAGAGUACUAUAGAGAAAAGCAAUAUUAUAGGGAGAAAGAAUUGUACAGAGAAAACAAAGAGGCAUUUAGAGACAAGGAAGCAUACAGAGAGAAAGAAGCUUAUAGAGAAAAAGAAAUGUAUAGAGAUGGUAAUAAAGAUAACAUGUACAGGGACAAUAAGGAUAUUAGAGACAAAGAAAUGUAUCGUGAGAGAGAGAUGAGAGAAAAGAAAUGGGAUAAAAAUACUUACAGAGAGCCAUUACAGGAGAGAGAGAAAGAAGAUAUGAGAGAAGAUAAAGAGAAAGAGAUGGAGGAGAUGACAAUAAGAGAAAUGAAAGAGAUGGAAUAGGAUAAGAUAUUAGCUGAAGAAGGCCAUACUAAUCAAAAUAAUGAAAAAGAAAACAGGGAUAGAACAUCUGGAGAUAAAGAAUUAGAAGAUUUAAGAACAAGAUUAUUGAACAAGAGAAUAACCAAAGAGUUGCAAAGCCAAGAUGGCAAGAAAAGUUCAGAGUAUUAUGAAAAAGAAAGUAAGUCGUCAUCUCGCCACUCAUCUCUUGAUAAACAUCAGGAACACAGGAAAAAUAAAGUCUUGUUUGCAGAUAAAGAGAGGGAAAAGCGAAAACAUGAAUCGCGCACUGAGUUGGAGGCCAGACGACAAGAGCAUCGUCGCCGCGGGAAGAAACGUUCCGUAUCACCUAAUGAGACUGCUACAAAGAAGACCAAAACUGCAGAAUCUCCCGACUAUGGCGAUUCUGUAGUUACAGUCUCUGAUUCUAGUGAUAUCGAAAUGAAAACUGACUCCCCCCACUCUGAGCCUGAAGAUGGUGAACACACAAAUAGUGAAACAGAGGAAGACAGUUCAUGCACUGAGUCAGACUCUGCAGCAGAUUCUAAAUCUGAAGCUGAAGAUGAACAUAAUGAUGAAGAAAAGUCUGAAAAAGAAGAAAAAGACAAUGAAAGGAUCAGCGACAAGACUAGGCCUCCAUCAAAAUCUAAGUCUCCCAGCCCUGGCCUGACUAAGUCUAAGCCUGCAUCACUACAAUCCUCUCAUGGAUCACACAGAUCAUUGUCUAGAUCCAAAAGCAGAAGCAGAUCACAUUCGUUUUCGCCACCUCCUCCCGGAGAGAAUGGAAAGUCUACAGAGGAGGAAAAACCUAAUGAGGAUGAUGAAGAAACCAGACAAAGGGAAGAAGCUAUUAAUGCUCUUCCUCCUUACUACCCUGCGUUACAGGGUUGUCGAUCCGUUGAGGAGUUUCAAUGUCUCAAUAGAAUAGAGGAAGGCGCCUACGGAGUUGUUUACAGAGCCCGUGAUAAAACUACUGAUGAAAUUGUUGCUCUUAAAAGACUUAAAAUGGAAAAGGAGAAGGAAGGAUUCCCUAUAACCUCUUUGAGAGAAAUUAACACAUUAUUGAAGGGCCAGCACCCGAACAUAGUCACGGUGCGGGAGAUAGUCGUAGGCUCUAACAUGGAUAAGAUAUUCAUAGUGAUGGACUACGUAGAACACGACCUGAGGAGUCUCAUGGAGACCAUGCGAGGAAAGAAACAAGUAUUUUUACCAGGGGAAGUGAAAUGUCUGAUGACGCAACUACUCAAAGCCGUUCACCAUCUCCACGACAAUUGGAUCUUACACAGAGAUCUUAAAACCAGCAACUUGUUAUUAUCGCACAAAGGUGUAUUAAAGGUUGGUGAUUUCGGUCUGGCGAGAGAGUACGGCUCCCCGCUGCGUCAGUACACGCCCAUCGUGGUGACGCUGUGGUACCGCGCGCCUGAACUGCUGCUGUGCUGUAAAGAGUACUCCACGCCUAUCGACAUGUGGAGCGUCGGCUGUAUAUUCGCCGAAUUUAUUACUAUGAAUCCAUUAUUUCCCGGAAAGUCUGAAGUGGAUCAAUUGAAUAGAAUAUUUAAGGAUUUGGGUACACCUUCAGAGAUGAUUUGGCCAGGCUACAAUGAAUUGCCAGCCGUCCAAAGAAUGACCUUUGCUGAACAUCCAUCAGGUGGGCUGAGGCAAAGAAUAGGCUCAGAUCUGCUCUCAGAGACAGGAUUAUCUUUAUUGCAAGGCUUCCUAACUUACAAUCCAGUUAGAAGAAUAACAGCGGAUGCUGCCCUGGAACAUGCCUAUUUCAAGGAGCAGCCGGUAGCGAUCGAGCCGGCGAUGUUCCCGACGUGGCCCGCCAAGUCGGAGGGCAACCGGCGCAGCACGCACAGCCCGCGGCCGCCGGCGGGCGGCGCGGCCUACGCGCAGUUCGCGCGCGCGGACUCGGACGAGGCGCUCGGCUUCCAGCUGCACCAGCGCUCGCUCAACGUGGCGCCCGGCUUCUCGCUCAAAUUUUAGCGACGGCGACUCGGGCGACGCUCGAAUCGAUAGUCAACAUACGCCUACAGUCAAUAUUACUGUGUAACAUUGUAUUACCUAGCUUCGUAAUGGUCGACCUACGCCCGAUUAAUCGGAUGUAAGAUGUAGGUACUUUAUUUCUAGUACCGUUACCGUUACUGCGGCGAUGACGAAAUUUUAUUUGCAUUGCGUUAAAUUUCAAUGUACCGUAUGCAGGGGAAUAACAAAUUCUUUACACAUCACACACUGAAUUACUAUUUUUUUAAGGAAAUGUGAUUGCACAGGUGAGAGAGUAAAAAAAAACUGCCAUUUGUAUAAGUACUGUAUAUUACAACAAAAUCAUGCGUUACAACAUUACAAAAACUGCAAUGAAAAGCUCAUGUAUAUAUAAUUGUUAUUUGAUGUACUUAUGGAAUACAUAAUUACUUCUAGCCUUAAUUCAUUAUGACACUUUGCCAUUGUUGAUGUAUGUAUAUGUAAAAUAGCAUAAAAUAAUAUUUUUUCAUUAUUGAUGUAAUCUUAUGUAAUUAAUAAAAGGAGUCUAACGCUCAAAGUGUAAAACCGAUUGAGUAAAUAGCGUUCGACCUCUGAGAUCGAUCUUUAAAAUGUUGAAUGCACAUGUUACAAACUAAUAAUAAAAUUCAACAUUCGUGUGUAGUUCAGGUUACACAGUGUAAAUACUAAAUACCUCUUAUUUUUAGUGGUGUACCUCGAUGCAGGUGGAAUUAGUGUAGAAUUAAAAUAUGGUACAAUAAUUAUAUGUUUUCAACAGAAA
Helicoverpa armigera (cotton bollworm) is the source of this 3594-nucleotide messenger RNA. RefSeq names its product cyclin-dependent kinase 11B (gene Pitslre). Gene Ontology annotation, cellular component: nucleus. Gene Ontology annotation, biological process: regulation of mitotic cell cycle; protein phosphorylation. Gene Ontology annotation, molecular function: ATP binding; protein serine/threonine kinase activity. Lineage: Eukaryota; Metazoa; Arthropoda; Insecta; Lepidoptera; Noctuidae. The record is from RefSeq and is a predicted model, not a curated record.